AUGUUCGGUCUUACGGUAAGGCUGAGCUCGCUUGAAAAGCGAAACGCUGCCGCGGCACAAUACGCUAAAUUUUACAACUCCACUGAAUUGCUUUUGCUCCAUACUAACGUCUGUCACCUCCGCAAUCAAUCGAUUCGAAAUUCUUUUAACAUGCCUCCCAAGAAGAAGGUAGAGCGUGCUGCCACCGAGAACAUUUCUCUUGGUCCCCAAGUCCGCGAAGGCGAACUUGUCUUCGGUGUCGCCCGUAUCUUCGCAUCCUUCAACGAUACGUUCGUCCAUGUCACCGAUCUCAGUGGCCGUGAAACAAUUAGCAGAGUCACAGGCGGGAUGAAGGUGAAAGCUGAUCGUGACGAGUCUUCGCCUUACGCUGCCAUGUUGGCUGCGCAGGAUGUAGCUACCAGGUGCAAAGAAUUGGGCAUCAAUGCGUUGCAUAUCAAGAUUAGGGCCACUGGAGGCAACGGAACCAAAACCCCCGGCCCAGGUGCUCAGUCUGCUCUUCGUGCACUUGCUCGUUCAGGAAUGAAGAUUGGAAGGAUUGAGGAUGUGACGCCAACGCCUUCGGACUCUACACGUCGUAAGGGCGGUAGGAGAGGUCGUCGUCUAUGA
Messenger RNA from Letharia columbiana, 606 nucleotides. RefSeq lists its product as uncharacterized. Bases 1 to 606 code for a protein of 201 amino acids. The record is from RefSeq and is a predicted model, not a curated record. Gene Ontology annotation, biological process: maturation of SSU-rRNA from tricistronic rRNA transcript (SSU-rRNA, 5.8S rRNA, LSU-rRNA); translation; ribosomal small subunit assembly. Lineage: Eukaryota; Fungi; Ascomycota; Lecanoromycetes; Lecanorales; Parmeliaceae. Gene Ontology annotation, molecular function: structural constituent of ribosome; mRNA 5'-UTR binding; small ribosomal subunit rRNA binding. The transcript has 5 exons. Gene Ontology annotation, cellular component: ribosome; cytosolic small ribosomal subunit.